This is a messenger RNA of Trypanosoma theileri, 1182 nucleotides long. RefSeq lists its product as uncharacterized. NCBI's taxonomy places the organism in Eukaryota, Euglenozoa, Kinetoplastea, Trypanosomatida, Trypanosomatidae. The record is from RefSeq and is a predicted model, not a curated record. Bases 1 to 1182 code for a protein of 393 amino acids. Gene Ontology annotation, molecular function: protein binding. The transcript has a single exon.
AUGCUGUAUACCGUACAGCAAGAGCCCGAAAUGCAGUUUCUGAGUACUGCACCGCCUCCUAUUGAUAGUCCCAUGCAAUCCACUUUUCAGGAUCUUCCCUAUGAUGUCUUUUUACUUUUAGCAGAAUAUUUACCAGUGCGGGAGAUACUUCUUCUUGGCACACUUAACCGAUUUUUUCAUUCCUUUGCUAUGCCUGAUAAUCUUGCCUUGUGGACACACUUUGCGGAGAGAGUGUGUUUACUACACCCACCUACGUUAAGAAAGACAUUAUUUAAUGAAUCCCUACUGCGCAUGUAUGCGGCUGUAAAUUCGCUUCCCAUCACACUUUUCUCAUCAUGGGGAGAAAAACAUCUUGGUACAGAUUAUGGUGAUGGUUCAACACUUUCUCUUGAGAUGUCUAGAUGGACUAUUUCCCAAAAGUGUCUAUUACAGUGGGUAACGGACAGUUCUGAGGAAGUUAUUGAAGAUCUUCGUAUGUUUUCUGAUAUUAUUAAUAGAGAAGAAUCACGUUUUGCUCUUACUGGACUUUUAUUAGCACUGCAAGCCGUUAAGAAACGUAUGUGGUGUACGGAAGUGAUGGAUCAAGAGAGUGUGCGAGAUCUUUUGAGAUCUACCAUUGUAGAAGAUGAACAUGAUCAAGGUUGGGCAGUAUUUCGUACAAUUGCAGGAAGUGGAAAAACAAUAUCAAAACGUUUUUUUGUUACACUUUCAUUAAGUGUACAAUCGGGUGAUCUCACAGCAUUAAAUGCGGAACGUCAAAUGAUGAAAAAACGUUUAAAACGAGCAGCUGUUGUGGCUCGUGAGUAUUUACAACUUCGUGAGGUUUUACAUGUUUUGUUGGCGGUAUCUGAAGUAUCUGAUCAUCCAAAUGCCAAACAACGGUAUGAUAGUGUUUGGUCAGCCUUGUGUGGAACCUCCGCUAUGCUUCAUGCGGAAAAAAAUUUACAGGAGAAUCAAUCCGGUGAUCUUGGUGAAGUAACCGCGGCUAUACCAAUGUCUACAGCUGGAGAUGAAUUGCUAGAACAAAUACGUGAUUUAAACAAAGUUACAGUAGGGGGAAUAGUGAGUUAUUUCUUUGGUUACGUGUCGGGAAAAACGCAGCGUAAGGCAUUUCUUUCUGCCCUUUUUAGUAUGAAACACUUGGCAGGCGCUGAGCGCUACGAAAGUGUACCGUUUUGGUGA